Macadamia integrifolia is the source of this 603-nucleotide messenger RNA. RefSeq lists its product as uncharacterized. Bases 1 to 603 code for a protein of 200 amino acids. The record is from RefSeq and is a predicted model, not a curated record. Gene Ontology annotation, molecular function: nucleic acid binding; RNA-DNA hybrid ribonuclease activity. The transcript is spliced from 3 exons. Lineage: Eukaryota; Viridiplantae; Streptophyta; Magnoliopsida; Proteales; Proteaceae.
AUGUCUCAGGAUCAUCUUUUCCUUUCAUGCUCGUUUUCGCAUACUCUUUGGAACUCAGUUGGUUUCCAUUUUAUGCGCAUUUCUUCUUCUUCUUCCAUCCAAGAUUGGAUCUCAUCUAUUUUGGCAUUAAGGAUUCCCAAAAGAUCUAAGGACUGGCUAACAGCUCUCAUGACAAUUUCAGUGCUGAAUAUCAAGUGGGAUCCUCCAUCAUCGAGUUUUCUGAAAUUUAAUGUGGAUGGCUCCUCCAUCGGGUGCCCGGCAGCUGCUGGUUUUGGUGGAGUUUUGAGGGAUGACAAAGGUGCUUUUCUUAUGGGGUUCGCUGGUUCUGCAGGUAUUUCUUACACUUUCGUUGCUGAAGCCUUGGCAGUUCGUCAAGCCCUUUCUCUUGCUGCUAAUCAGGGUGUUCGUUCCAUCAUUGUGGAGAGUGAUAACUUAAUGAAUUUUGUUGCAGAUUCUCUUGCAAAUUUUGGUUGUAAUUUUACCGACUUGGUUGUUUGGGAGACCACUCCCCGUGCUUUUAUUUUUCCUCUGCUUUUGGAUGACUGUAAUGGAACCUCUCGAUCACGCAUUGUAUCUUCUGGAGCUGUUGCUCAUUUAACUUAA